Arctia plantaginis is the source of this 378-nucleotide messenger RNA. The record is from the annotation of a GenBank genome assembly. Lineage: Eukaryota; Metazoa; Arthropoda; Insecta; Lepidoptera; Erebidae.
AUGUUGAAACCGAAAGCAUUAACACAAGUGUUAAGCCAGGCUAACACGGGGGGCGUUGAAAACACCCUGUUAUUGAAUCAUCAAGGAGCACUGUUGGCUUAUUCGGGGUACAAUGACAAAGACGCAAGAGUCACAGCAGCAAUCGCCAGUAAUGUUUGGUCGGCCUAUGAGAAACAUGGCAGAAACGUUUUUAAAGAAGAUAAGUUGCAUUUGAUACUAGUAGACUGUUUAAAUGGAAAGAUUGCCAUUACACAAGUAGCUAAUUUACUAUUAUGUCUUUAUGCAAAAGAGACAGUUGGUUUUGGCAUUCUAAAGGAGAAAAUAAAUGCUAUUGCCCAGUAUCUGGAAGGGCCUCUAAAACAAGUAGCUAGUUCAUAA